This is a messenger RNA of Copidosoma floridanum, 2133 nucleotides long. Its product is annotated as alpha-galactosidase MYORG-like. Gene Ontology annotation, biological process: carbohydrate metabolic process. The record is from RefSeq and is a predicted model, not a curated record. Lineage: Eukaryota; Metazoa; Arthropoda; Insecta; Hymenoptera; Encyrtidae. Gene Ontology annotation, molecular function: hydrolase activity, hydrolyzing O-glycosyl compounds.
GAUGUGACUGCACGACAGAGCGAUGAUGUCAUUAACACGAUGAAGUCGAUACUGUUUUGUGCGGUAUUGGCCCUACUGGUGGUCAGUGGGUUGUGCUGCGAGCCGAGAAAGGACCCGUCCAAGUUCAUCAGCAAAAAGAUAAAAACCGGAACUCUCAGUAUCGAAACGAAAGACAAGCAAGUUGUUUUGAGUAUUCGAAAAAAUGAUGGAACGAAAAUAGAAGCUUCCCUGUUCACGAAGAACCCAGCGUUAAAAAGCGAUGAAGCUCUGAAAAUCGAACAAGACUGCGAGAGGUUGACAACGUGCAUCCAACUGGCCGGCAAUACCUACGCCAAAAUAAAAGCCGAUCCCGAAAACGAGGUCGUAUACAUCAGCCGUGUCGUGAGCGAUGCCCAAGGGGAGUUGGACGACUGCUUUUCUCUGGACGACGCGCAAUGGUACGGAGGACCACAGUGGAGGUACCAGCACUGGCCCAUCCAGCACAUGUACUACGAGGAGGAGUCGUACGUGACGACCCACCCACAAAAUAUGGCCCUCGCCGAGAGGUACUGGCUGUCGAGCAAAGGAAUAUACGUAUUCGCUAACGAAAGCGACCCGCUCUUUCUGGACCAGAACAACCUCAAGGCCAAGCACUUGUGCCUGAUCGCGAAAAACAAGAAGCCGUACCAAGAGAGGACCAAGGUCACGCUCAACUACGAAAUUGGUGUUUUUUCCGAUCCUAGAACUGCCCAUACUCGCGUCAUCGAGCAACACUUUGGCAAACCUACCGGCCGUCCGUCCGAGAGAAUGGUCACCCAUCCGAUCUGGUCCACUUGGGCCAGGUACAAGGUCAACGUGAACGACAAAGUUGUCCGGGAAUUCGCCCAAGAAAUCAUCGACAGAGGCUUCAGUAACAGUCAGAUCGAGAUCGACGACAAUUGGGAGACUUGUUACGGAUCCGCGGUAUUCGAUCCGAAUAAAUUUCCCGACGUAACGGCUCUAACCACUGAUUUGAAGAAUAAGGGCUUUCGCGUCACACUCUGGAUCCACCCGUUCAUCAACAAAGAAUGCGAUACCGAGUACAAUUAUGCUCUAGAUCAAAACUACUUUGUAAGAAACGAGACUGGCAAUGUUGAGACCAGCUGGUGGCAGGGGCCACACGCGGCUGCCAUUGACUUCACGAACCCAAAGGCCGUCGAGUGGUGGGUGGGCCGUUUGAAGAAACUGCAAGCACUGGGUAUCGAUAGCUUCAAAUUCGACGCCGGCGAGACGUCGUGGCUGCCCGAAGGAAGGCCAAAACUGACGGGGCCAUCGGAUUUACUGCCUGGCAUUUACACUCUGAAUUACACGAGUAAUCUGGCCAGCCACUUUGACGAUGUGAUCGAGGUGCGCGUCGGUUGGAGAAGCCAGAAGCUACCCAUAUUCGUGCGAAUGAUCGACAAAGACUCGCGAUGGACGUGGAACAAUGGACUGCCCACACUGAUUACCACUCUGCUGCAGAUGAAUUUGAACGGCUACGUCUUCGUUCUACCAGAUAUGAUUGGUGGCAACGGGUACGUCAACAACAACAUCAACAGCACUCAACUGCCAUCGAAGGAGCUGUUUAUCAGAUGGCUGCAGGCUAAUGCUUUCAUGCCUUCUCUGCAAUACUCAUUUGUCCCGUGGGACUACGACGCCGAGACAAUUAAGAUCAGCAAAACGUACACCGAUCUACACGCCCAAUAUUCGCCAAACAUAAUUGACCUCAUGAAGAAAGCUGUGAGCACGGGGGCUCCGAUAAAUCCUCCGAUCUGGUGGGUGGACCCCACGAGCGCCGAAGCCCACAAAAUCAGCGAUGAAUACCUCCUAGGGGAAGACAUCCUGGUAGCCCCUGUCAUCGAGGAGGGGGCAACCUCUCGCCACGUUUUCCUUCCACGAGGCCGAUGGAAGGAUCCAAGGACAGGGAAGGUUUACGUCAAUCACGGAUGGUUGAACGAUUAUCCAGCCCCCCUGGAUGUGCUGCCUUACUUCAUAAGAGUGCAAUAACACCAAACUCUUUGGUGACUCUUGGUUUUUAUAUUUUUCUCAGUGUAAGGAAAUUCAAUUGAAGUCGUGCAAAGAUUUGCUUCGAAAUCCUUCAAUAAAAACUAUUUUCUUUUGUUUUUUUAAAAAUCA